CUUUCACUGUUUUUGAACCUCUCUGACUUGCUAUUCUUGUUGCGACCACAAUAUGGCUACCUCAUUUUCCAUCGUCGUUCUUAACGCGGGAUUAACGAGACAUCAUAAUAUCGCGCGAUUUCACCGUGCCUGGGAAUAAAGAAAGCAAUGGCAUAGAUCAAAUAUCUCCACACUGGUCACACGUUUUAACCCGAAGAUAACAAUUCUACGAGUUUAUUAACAUGCAUGUUCAAUUUUAUAUCUUUAUAACAUUGUAACUCAGCUAAAACGUUGAUUUGAUGCAAAAAAAAUUGACUUCUACAUUCGAAGACAUUUCUAGGGUGUAUAUUUCUAUGAUGGAAAACACCACACUGCCUGCACGCAUGCGUACAUUCUAAAAUACGAUUUGCACAACGGUCUAUCAUCAAAGAUGGCGGGAGCCUCCGACCCACUGGAGGACAUGCUCUUCAAUGAGGUAGAUGAAAAAGCAGUUAGCGACCUAGUUGGCUCAUUGGAAUCACAACUUGGAAGUCAAAAAACUUCAUCUGCACCAUAUUCCGAGGCAAAGAGAGAGGGGCCUUCGGGCGCUGUCAAUCACUUCUCAGGGAAACUGCGUGACCAAGUGGGAUCUCCGGAGCCGCCGCCACAACAAGGACAUUCUAAAGCAGGGUUAAACGAGGAAACGAACGCCGAUGAGGCGCAAUCCAACAAGAUUCUCACCUCUUCUACCUCUUCUAUUUCUACCGGGGGUGUAAUUAACGCUGGUACAAAUUUACAAACACAUGCAGCAUCUCCCGCACCAGGAUCUGCAACUUUACCUGCUCAGACAACCAGCUUCAACAGAGGGACUGUUUUGGGUCCUGCAGGCACAACGGUAGCGGCUGCCCCAAACCCCAACAUCACAACUGCAGCGGUUAGGACUGCUUCACCCGGAUUACAGAGUUUGAACGGUAACACCGGACCCGUGAAGUUGGUGAACUCGCCUACCAUCGCUGCCCAAACCGGGCCUGCCGUCUCUUUGGCCAACACUGUAAUAAGUACUGUUAGUGCUGGAAGCUCCAAUAUAAUAGUGUCCAUGGCCUCGCAGCCUAAUUUUCCUGUACCUCAGACUACCGUGGCUUCUCCCACUGUUGCGUUACAACGGCAUCCUAAUCCAAUCUCCAGUGUCUCACAGAACGGAAUAGACCCCAAAGUUUCACCUCUGAUCACGCAGAGCGCAGGAUCCCCAGGUCAGGCCACCACAUCUCAGGUCAUGAACCCUAGCAACACAAUCAUGAGCCCCAACAUGGUGGUGCAGAGCCAGCCUGUGCCUGGCAACCCCGUGGUCCUCGCCAGCACCCCCCCGCCUGCUGUCCACUCCCCCAUAAGCCAGGUGCAGAGCACAGUGAGCCCGGCUGUCAGUCUGACCGCUGGGGUCAAGCCGGCGGUCAAUGGAGUGGGCCAACCCACCGUCACCAUCAUGAGGCCCCCAGGGCCAACCGUCAUGGCAACCUCCAUCCAGCAGCAGAGGCCCGGGCUGGUGGCCAGUCCCACGAGGACCGUGGCCCCCCAGCUGGCUGCCAGACCCCCCCAGCAGACCACCAUCCAGCUGCCUCCUGGCUUCACCAUCCCUCCAGGCAUGGUUCUGGUGCGGACAGAGACAGGCCAGCUGGUGAUGGUUCCCCAGCAGGUUCUCGCCCAGGCCCAGGCUAAGACCCAGGCCCAGGGGGUCACCAACAUCUCCCCCAGGCCGGCCACCCCGACGUCUGGGGCCACCAUCCGCGUGGCCACCCCCAGUCAGAAGGCGGUAACCAUGGCUCCUGUAACCAUGGCUCCUGCUGGCGUGAAGAUGGCUGCUCCCCAGAAGGCCCAGACGGUCAUCGCCGGGGGCCAGGUCGUUGCCGGGGGCCAGGUCGUUGCCGGGGGCCAGGUCGUUGCCGGGGGCCAGACCCUGGCCAAGCCGGCCGUCCGCCCCACGCUGACACCCACCUCUGCUGCACCUGCUCCACCUCCUCCCCAGGAAAUGAUGGAAAACGUGAAGAAGUGCAAGAACUUCCUGGCCACGCUGAUUAAGCUGGCGUCCCAGAACUCCCCGUCGCCCAACACCUCCAGGAACGUCAAGGGCUUGGUGCAGGAUCUGCUGGACGCCAAGAUCGAGCCGGAGGAGUUCACCACCCGCCUGCAGGCUGACCUGAAGUCAUCCCCUCAACCCUACCUCAUCCCCUUCCUCAAGAAAAGCCUCCCUGCCCUGCGUCUGUCUCUGCUGAACAACCAGCAGUCUCUGAUCUCAGCCACACAGGCUGCCGCCUCUACAGUGAUGGUCUCCGCCUCCCCGGUCCUCGCCACCUCCACCAUCCGGGCGCGGCUCCCCACCUGCCCCGGGGUGCCCGUCAGGACAGCUGGGGCCCUCGGAGCUUCGGCCACUCAGGGCAUGAGGAGACCAGCGGUUCAGGGGGUUCAGACUCGGAUGCCCAUGGUCAUCUCCCCGACCAUACGGCCACAAGGUGCUGUGGCAAGAGGCGGGACCAUUAUAGCUAGCAGAAGUGCUAUUGGCCUUUCUGCUCAGGCCACAGCCAAUCAGAAGAAGCUGAGUGACCCUGGGGGAGGGACCUUCAGGGAUGACGAUGACAUAAAUGACGUGGCGUCCAUGGCCGGGGUGAACCUGAACGAGGAGAACGCCCGUAUCCUGGCAACCAGCUCUGAGCUGGUGGGGACCAAGAUCCGCUCCUGCAAAGACGAGGCCUUCCUGCCCCCAGGCCUCCUGCAUCGCCGCAUCCUGGAGACCGCGAAGAGGUUUGGUGUGACGGAGGUCCCGGUGGAGGCAGUGAACUUCAUCUCCCAUGCCACCCAGACGCGCCUGCGCUCCAUCCUGGAGAAGGUGACCACAGUGGCACAGCACCGCACGGACGGUGGCAAGGAUGAGGAAUGGUAUGAACAGUCGUCAGACGUCAGAACUCAGCUCCGCUUCUUUGAGCAGCUGGAGAGGCUGGAGAAACAGCGGAAAGACGAGCAGGAGAGAGAGAUUCUCCUGAAGGCUGCCAAGAGCCGAGCCAGACAGGAAGACCCAGAACAGGCACGACUAAAGCAGAAAGCUAAAGAGAUGCAGCAGCAGGAGCAGGCUCAGAUCAGACAGCGAGAGGCCAACCUCACGGCCCUCGCUGCCAUUGGGCCGCGCAAGAAACGCAAGAUGGACUCACCAGGGGGUUCCACUGCCGGGUCAGAGGUGGCCUCAGGCUCGGGGUCGGGCUCGUCCCCGGCCUCCUCCUCGCGGCAGCAGCUCCGUCAGCGCAUCACGCGAGUCAACCUCAGGGACUUCAUCUUGUGUCUGGAACAGGAGCGGGCCACGUCACACUCUCUGCUGCUCUACAAGGCUCUGCUCAAGUAGAAGCCCGCAGGGGGCCCCCUCGCCCCGCUACAGUCUCCUUGGAAACGCACUCUUCUCCUCUCUCCCUGAACGUUUUAGACGCCCUUCGCUUGCCCACUCUGUCACGUGUCUCUCUAGCCAUCAGCUGUCGACGUGCUCCUCCUGUCCUGGGAUCUGACCUGCGCUGCGCUGCUGACCUGCGCUGCUGACCUGCGCUGCUGACCUGCGCUGCUGGCUCCAAGGCUCAUUUAACAUCUAGUUUUAAAUGAACAAUUCAGAAACGUGUGUUUUUUGUUUGGUUUUUGACGUCACUCUGAGCUGUACCUUAAGAAGUGACUUUAGUCCCAAUCUUAUUUUCAAAAUAAAUCCAAGUAGAUUUUUACGACAGAGAUCUUGCUAUCGUGGCCCAACAGAUAUUCACUCAGGAUACCACAGGCUAAAUAUGGACUUCGAAACGAAUCUUUAACUACCACAAAAAAAGUUACAAUAAUGUUUGAAUCUUGUAUUUGUACAUGUACUGAGUAUUUUAACAUUUUAUUUAUAACACAUUAUUUUGAAUGUUUAGGGCAAAUCAGUUGCCGUAAAUCUUAGAUGAAUGUACCGGGAGUACUGUGCUGUCCUUCCAGCAGAGUGGACACACCGGUAGACACACUUCAGUUCAUGGCAUUGAGUAUCUUUGUCCUUUUUCUUUAGGCAUAAAUUCGAAAGAUGAUUGAUAUUGUUUUUCUUUCUGUUUGCGUGUGAGUAGCAUAAUGAAAGUAUUGGUAUUUACCUGGUUUUUAUUGGCCUUUAAGGAAAACGUUUGCAUACGUAGGGUUAUGUUUUGGUUGGUGUCUAGAUAUCUGGUGACAGUCCCCAGGACCUUUACGUACUGCCGUGGCCCUUCCCCCUGCCGUGGCCCCUCCCCCUGCCGUGGCCCCUCCCCCUAAUGUGGCCCCUCCCCCUCCCGUGGCCCCUCCCCCUCCCGUGGCCCCUCCUGUGGCUCCUGACUGGUCUGACACGUUUUAAAAUAAAUGUAGGAUUCCUGAUGAUUCUCACACAGCAAAGAACAGGGAGCUGGUUCUACAGAGAGCUGGUUCUACAGAGAGCUGGUUCUACAGAGAGCUGGUUCUACAGGGAGCUGGUUCUACAGGGAGCUGGUUCUACAGGGAGCUGGUUCGACAGAGAGCUGGUUCUACAGGGAGCUGGUUCUACAGGGAGCUGGUUCUACAGGGAGCUGGUUCUACAGGGAGCUGGUUCUACAGAGCUGGUUCGACAGAGAGCUGGUUCUACAGAGAGCUGGUUCUACAGAGAGCUGGUUCUACAGGAAGCUGGUUCGACAGGGAGCUGGUUCUCCUCCACUUCUGGUUCAUUUGAACCUAGAUAAUGAAGCCUAAUGAAUUAAACAUGAGGUUAUUACAAUAGGCGUCAGUCUGGUAUGGUUCACCCUAUUUUCUCCAACAUGUAAAAUAAUGCGACAGCUCUCUAUACAAAACCCACCAUCUUAGAUUCUAAUUAUAAACUACUUUUAAUGCUCAGAAUAUCUUUCCUAGUCUCUCUGUUCAGUAUUUUCUAACAUAAAUGGAAUUGUCCACAGCUUCCCAAUGUGCUGACAUGUUGUCACUUUCAUUUGACUUUUUUGGAAUGACUGUACAUUAAGGGUUUUUAAUGCUUUAAAUUUCUUUUUUUUACUGUUAUGGGCAUUUGUUUGUAUAGUGCAUAGAUCUAACAGAUACAUAAAGCUGUGGUGUAUGUAAAUUCAGUAAUAACCUGGGUCUUGAACAUCCAGCUAUCAUCCUUUGAAGGACACAUUUUUGUGACUAUUUAUAUUUCCUACAGUCUGUAUUCAAACCUGAUUCAUUUCAGGCAAUGCAAUUUUACUAUUGUUUGUACCUUUGCAAAAAAAAUUAAAUAAAGAAAUGGAUUCAA
Molecule: messenger RNA, 5230 nt
Organism: Osmerus eperlanus (European smelt)
Lineage: Eukaryota; Metazoa; Chordata; Actinopteri; Osmeriformes; Osmeridae
Product: transcription initiation factor TFIID subunit 4-like
Exons: 14
Coding region: 410-3343 (977 amino acids)
Biological process (GO): transcription initiation at RNA polymerase II promoter; DNA-templated transcription
Cellular component (GO): transcription factor TFIID complex
Molecular function (GO): DNA binding; protein heterodimerization activity; RNA polymerase II general transcription initiation factor activity
Source: RefSeq, a predicted model, not a curated record